Messenger RNA from Tricharina praecox, 1479 nucleotides. RefSeq lists its product as uncharacterized. The transcript has 2 exons. The record is from RefSeq and is a predicted model, not a curated record. NCBI's taxonomy places the organism in Eukaryota, Fungi, Ascomycota, Pezizomycetes, Pezizales, Pyronemataceae. Bases 1 to 1479 code for a protein of 492 amino acids.
AUGCAGGACCUCAUUACGAUGACCGAUUCCGAGUCCAACGGCCGGGAGCUGCAACAACAGCAACAACAACGCACGCACGUCCAAUCCUCCUCCGUGGACGUAUCUCGCACCCGUCCCACGUCCCUUCCGGCCACGCAGCACACCCGUGCAUCCUCAAUCGCCACGUCGUCACCCGCGGCAAACCGAAACCGGCUCUCGCUCUCGUUCCCGGUGCUACCGCCGGGAUUCACUCCUCCGCCGCGCAACUACUCACCAGCCACGCUGUCGCCCUCGGGGCUGAUCACACCCCCGAACGGCGAGCUCGACCCGGCCGACUCCGCCGCGUUCCUGACCGCCCUCGCCGGCCAGGAGCGCAGGGUCCUCGAGCUCAAGGAGGAGCUGGCAAAAGCCGAGACGGAGCUCGGGAAGCUUAAGCGGCAAUGGGCCACCCACGAGGCGAAUAAAUCACGCUACGAGAUUUCGCGAAACUCCGGCUUGACGUCGCCUUCGCCGCGCGGGGAUGUGUCCGGCUCCGCCUCGUCGCUGGCUUCGCCUACGAGUAGGGAGGAGUUUCAGCGCCGCCAGAGGGCCACGGCUACGGGGAGGAAGGUGCUGCCCAGCCAGCGCCAUCAGCGCACGCUGUCGCUGCUGUCGCCGGAGCGACAGGAGUUCCGCCAGCCGUUUCCACGGCCGAAGGAUGUGGACGAUGCCUCUCCGAGGGAGAGGCACCUGAUGAGUCCGCUGGAAAUGAAGGAGAAAGAGGUGGUCAGGACACAGUCUAUGGAUCUCCCCACACGACCGGGGAGCCAAGAAGUCUUCAUCAAGACGGGCCAGCAGAUCGCCGCCGAUUUCCGCGACGGCCUGUGGACCUUCCUCGAAGACCUGAAGCAAGCGGUCGGCGACGACAUCUCGCGUCCCGCGCCUCCUCCCUCGGCCCGUCCCACCGCAGUCCGCAAAUCCUCCUCCAAGGCCUCUUUGCGAAAGGAAAAAACCGGGAGCGCAGCGCUACAGCGUCGUGCUUCCCGCGAAGGCGGCAAAUCCUCCUCCUCCCGCAGGGGAAAGGAACGUGAAGCUCCAGCAGAAGAGUCGCUCAUCGACUUUGGCGAGGACGAGCCCUCUUCCUGCUCAGAAUCAAACUUCCGCUGGAGCACCGGCAGCACAGAUAGCAUCAUCUCGCCGCCGUCGCGCGCCUCGACUCCUCGCACAUCCACCAGCUCCACAACCUCACAAUACAAGCCCACCGGCGUCUCCACCACCUCCACCACCCCACCCCUCUGGAACACUUUGUCCACAACGCCCUCACAAUUCAAAAAGCACGCCAACGCGCUUCUCACGCAAGUGGAGAAAUCCUUCGCAAUCCCACAGGAAGGGGGCGAGACGACGCUAGCACGCAGCAACAGCACGGGCUGCGACCACCACCAGCAGAUCCGACGGCGCGAGGGGAUACGCGCUCGCGCGGCCAGCAGGGACGGCGCUGGCGGCGGCGGCGGUGAUGCAUGA